GUGAUCAGCCUCCGAUGGAGCUGAGCCGUGCUAAGCAGGCGAAGCCGAUGGCCUCGAGCUCAGCCCCCGCUUCCAAGCCGAGCCUGGUCCGCUUGGGGGGGAAGUCCGAUGCGCUGGCGGCGGCCAUUCGCAUGCCCGGGGUACGCUCGAACCCAGGCCAGCCUGCGACGUCGGCCGCGCAUGAGCAGGUGGCGCCAGCCCUCCCGGCGGCGCCUGCCGGCGGUGCCACUCAGGUGGAGACGCCUGAUUGCUGCGACUGGAGGUCCGAGGCGCAAUUGCACCAGCAGUUCCCCUCCGAGUACGCGUCGCAGCUCGUGAAGAUGAAGACCAGGCUGAAGCAGCGCAACGAUGGCAUCAGCGACGUGCGGCGCUAG
Molecule: messenger RNA, 374 nt
Organism: Prorocentrum cordatum
Lineage: Eukaryota; Dinophyceae; Prorocentrales; Prorocentraceae
Source: the annotation of a GenBank genome assembly